Messenger RNA from Sander lucioperca (pikeperch), 4258 nucleotides. RefSeq names its product neuronal growth regulator 1 (gene negr1). NCBI's taxonomy places the organism in Eukaryota, Metazoa, Chordata, Actinopteri, Perciformes, Percidae. Gene Ontology annotation, cellular component: neuron projection. Bases 255 to 1334 code for a protein of 359 amino acids. The transcript is spliced from 8 exons. The record is from RefSeq and is a predicted model, not a curated record.
AUUUUACAUCGCAUUUCCUCACUAGAUGGUGUGCAAGCCACUGGAGAGAACACUUCCCCGCACAGUGGGCUCUACAUCCAGCAAAACAAACCUGGGAAAAUAUACCGCGGACCAUUUCUUUACGGGACUCCGAGGAGGAAAAGUGUGGAAAUAAAGCGUCGUUCGCGUCAAGGCUUUCUUUUUUAAGCUAACGUUAACUCCUCGCUUUUUUGCAACAAGAAGACUUGGGAAAGCGGCAACAAAAUACAGCUGUGAUGGACAUAAUGAUUGCUGUGCAGGAUGCUUGUGUCUCUGGUCAGUGGCUUACUGCGAUAAUUCUCAGCCUGUGCUGCUUUCUGCCGUCCUGUUUGCCCGCUGGACAAACUGUGGACUAUUCCUCGGUUGAAAGUGUGGUCAGCAGACAAGGCGACACGGCUCUACUGAGGUGCUACCUAUUGGAUGGGAUCUCUAAAGGAGCCUGGCUGAACCGCUCAAGCAUCAUAUUCGCAGGGAACGACAGGUGGUCUGCGGACCCACGCGUGUCCAUCGUGUCCAGCGUUGGAGACAAACAUGAGUACAGCCUUCAGAUACAGAAAGUGGAUGUAUCUGACGACGGUCAGUACACAUGCUCCAUUCAGAGUGAGCGCAACCCACGGCCAAAGCUCCUCAACCUAAUUGUAAAAGUUCCUCCCAAGAUAUAUGACAUUUCCUCUGACAUCACGGUAAACGAGGGCAGCAAUGUGUCGCUCAUCUGCACAGCCAGUGGGAAACCCGAACCAAGCAUUUCCUGGAGACAUAUUACCCCAUUAGCCAGGAAGUAUGACAGUGGUGAAUAUCUUAACAUAACCGGCAUCACAAGGGACCAGGCUGGAGACUACGAAUGCAGCGCUUUAAAUGACAUCGCCUCUCCUGACACCAAAGCAGUAAAAGUCACAGUCAACUUUGCCCCAUCUAUCCAUGAGAUGAAAAGCCAUGGAGUUGGUCUGGGACGCAAUGCUCUGCUAAGGUGCGAAGCAGCUGCUGUGCCCUCUCCGACAUUCGAGUGGUACAAAGGUGAAAAAAGGAUUAUCAAGGGUCAAGGCAUCGAAAUCAAGAACCUCAGCUCCAGAUCAGUCCUUACAGUGACCAACAUGACAGAGGAUCGUUACGGGAACUACACAUGCGUCGCCUCCAACAAGCUAGGGACGGCUAAUGCCAGUGUGCCUCUCAUUCCAAUUAUUGAACCCACCACCACUAGUGCUGUCUCAAGCCCAGCGCCCAACACUGCACCCUAUGGGAGCACAGGAAGUGCGCACGUCCCGCUGGCCUGCCGAUACCUGGUCCUGGCUCUCUCCUCCUUCAUCAGCGUGUACUAGCAGAGGCCAGGCUAGACACAAUGACUGUCAAGAGCAUUUAUGAAUCAUUUUUGACAUUGCUGAAGGCUGGAAUCCAAUCUGGUACAGUUUGUUGAAAAGCCGUGAUGGGGAAAAUAAUCAGCGAUACUUUGUGUGGGGAAAUUUUCUUUUCUUUUUUUUUCUUUGCUUUUUGGUGAAAUUUCUGCCAUGUAAAUACUAUGAUGUUUAUUAUUAUUAUUAUUAUUAUUAUUAUUAUUAUUAUUAUUUUCUCUCUUCUUUUCUGAUUGAUUGACCACCUUGUUGUGAAUCAGUGCUCACCCCCCUCCCCACCCCACCUCCAAUCACAUCAAGCCCCCAAACUUCCCAAAUGAGUUACUUUCAUGCCUCUUCCUCUUCUUUUUGAGGCGAUGGCGCAAAAUGGCCAUUUUUUACAUGGCCAAAUUGGCCAUGGCUAAAAUGGCUAAGCAAUUGUGCCAAGUCUCUCAGUACACAGAAUUACCAUACCAAUGUUGUAUUGAAUGUAUUAUGGGUUGUUGAACAAAGGAAAGACAUUUAGAUUCCUAACAAUACAAAUUCUGAUUGAGUGUGUGCAAAAAAUACAGAAAAUAUCGGGGGGGGGGAAUCAAAAGAAGAAAAAAGUCAUGGCUUUUUCAGGACCUGUAUUGUCAUGAUGACUCAAUAGAUGGAUGGACAGUGUUAAAGGUGUGCUUUGUUGUAUUCUGAAAUGGGUCCUUCAGUUACUAUGCCUGACAGAUUUGAUCAGGCAGCCGUCAAAGUAGCAAAGUAUACUGUAUUGUAUCUUGAUAUUUUAACAUAGUGUAUGCUUUUGUUUUAAAGUGGGACCAGCUUUUCUCAUUCGACCAAGAACAUUAACACAGUUCAUGACUUUGUACAGUAUGAAGGGAGGAACAUCGCUGCCCUACGUUUACAUUUUUCUUGAAAAUAUAAACACUACAGUAUAUACUCCAUACUUUUUUGAGUCUGCAUACGUGAAUGUCACAACUAACUGUUGCAGUUGAGAAGAAAAAUCAGAGUCCAAUUUCAACUGUUGUAAGCUUUUCUUCUAAAGAUGCAGUUCUUUGAAACAUGCCACCUCCAGUGGGCAUCUGAGCAGAGCGUUGUGCCUCAGAAUUUGUUGUGUACCUACUGAUCAUCGACUGGCUGAAAACCCACAGCUGCACACUGUAGGUCGCUAGAAGUUUCUGGCUUCAGCAUUUCUCUGGAAAAGCAACAUUCUGCAGCAUGGUAUUUUAUUCCUCUGUUUUUCGUUACAGAUCAUUAAAUACUUAAAUAUAUCACCGUCUCUUCUACAGUAAAUAUAUCUACAUUAUUGCACCAAUUUACAAAUAAAGAACAUCCAGAGAGCCAAAGGUCAUGUACCCUAAGAUUUCUGGCGAAUACACCAACAUAUAUCAUCCAAAAAAAAAGUACAAUAGAGAAACCUGCUCUGCCUCCAAUCUGAGUCCUUCUUGUGUUAAUUAUGAUUAACAGAACACAAACUAAAGCUUAUGAGCAUGCUCAUCACUACAAGCAUGGCCUAAGGUGCUAACAGCUCCUCCAAGAUGAGAGUCCAUUUUAUUCAAACAGCUGAUCAGUGUCCACAGGGCCAGUGAAUGUCCAGCAGAGAAUCAAUUAAACCAUGAGGUCGUUUAAUAGAAGAAAAUGUGGCUUUUUAGUUCACUGAAAUCAACCAUAUCAAGGCUCAAAAACAAUGUAAUCGUAAGGGUUUACUUUUUAACAAGACAGUCAUGGCAUAUUCAUCCUCAAGUAUCUUCAAUUCAUGGUGUAAACAGAAAUACUGUACUGUAAUGCCUUAAUAGUACCAUAGACAUUAAAUUAACCUCCUUUAGAAGGACACUUCCAGAAGCUCUCAUUAAGAUACAACUCAUUUGUUUGACACAUUACUGCUUAGUGAAUGUUCAUAAACCAGUAGCUGACUUAUCUUUCUAAUUUGGCAUUAUAUUCAAUUCAAUUAAACUUCUCAACUUCUCAUGCAGGUAUUUUCAAAUAAGCCAGUUGCAUCUGAUAGAAAUGCAGUAUUUGUCAUACAGGUUGACAUGUUUGCAGGUCUUGUUUGGAUUUGGAUUGUGUUAUUUUUUUGCCUCGCGAUCGAGGGACUAACAGUUCACGCAGUAUUUUCACAUGAACUUGUAACUGCAAACCUAUAGAGAAAUAGCCAUCGCAGUUAAAAGACUUAAAGCACAAACACUGUUAUUACUUUUAUGUUUCGUGGUGAUUUGUUUUAAGGUCUGCUAAACAUUUUUUUUAUUUUGUUUGUACUGAAAUUGUUAUCAGCUUGUUUUACAAAUUAUGAAAAUACUGCACCAUAUGAUCUUGUUUAAAUGUUAAGGUAUAAUGAAAAUGGGUCAGAACUAUAUUUAUUCUCUUCCUUUAUGAAAACAAUGUAUAAAAAAUUACAUUUGAAACAUGUAAAACUGGAUAUGUGACAUGUAUUUGAAUGAGGCACAGUAUGGCAUAGUUUAUAAUGUUGUUGGGUUGAUUUAGAUGCCAUAACUGUUGUUGAUUUUCUGUCGGACGAGUACAUUAAAAAAGAACAAUGUUUGCAAUCAAAUUACCUACUUUUUGAAACAGAGAGGGUGUGAACCAAUAUAACAGUAUUAUAGAACAGAAUCAAUGUGUGUAUAUUUGGAGAAAAUAGGAUACCUUUUGAUCUUUAGAGCCAGUGUGUAGUCAUAGUUUUCACACACUUGCGUGUUUGACAAUGUGCAGAGAGUAUGGUUGUGCUGCAUGUCAAAGUUAACCUGUGUUUUUGAGGUGGCCAUUUUACAGAUAUUCAUACUUUUUAUGAAUGGAACCAGUUUUUUCCAAAACACAUUUGGUUCUUAAAUCUGGUCUAAAAAUACAUACCUCCUACGGACCAGCCGGCUAUGUUUGUUUGUGAUUUAUUUGAAUCAACUUUUGCUGAUAAACUAAAACAACUGCUA